AUGGCAGGACUAACACCCCCCUUACAGUUUCUGCGCGAAUACAAGCUAGUAGUAGUAGGCGGUGGCGGCGUGGGAAAGUCAUGUUUGACCAUCCAACUCAUCCAGAGUCACUUUGUGGACGAAUAUGACCCUACAAUUGAAGAUUCCUAUCGCAAGCAAUGCAUGAUUGACGAUGAAGUCGCCCUCCUCGAUGUCCUAGACACCGCCGGUCAAGAAGAAUAUUCCGCCAUGCGAGAACAAUACAUGAGGACAGGAGAAGGUUUUUUGUUGGUCUACUCGAUUAAUUCUCGACAAUCCUUUGAAGAGAUCAUGACCUUUCAACAACAAAUCCUACGUGUCAAGGAUAAAGAUUAUUUCCCGAUCAUCCUCGUUGGCAAUAAGUGUGAUCUUGAAAACGAAAGAGUGGUAUCUCAAGAAGAGGGUGCUCACCUCGCCCGACAAUAUGGCUGCAAAUUCAUCGAGACAUCCGCCAAAUCCCGAAUAAAUGUUGACAACGCGUUCUACGAUCUCGUCAGAGAAAUCCGAAGAUACAACCGAGAAAUGUCAGGUUACAGUGGAGGUGCUCCUCAACUAGGGUCGCAUGGCCCCGGUCAGAAACUGGAGAUGGGCCAUCAAGCAGAAAGCGCUGGAUGUUGCAGCAGGUGUGUGGUUAUGUAA
This is a messenger RNA of Rhinocladiella mackenziei CBS 650.93, 657 nucleotides long. Its product is annotated as Ras-like protein. The coding region runs from base 1 to 657 and encodes 218 amino acids. Gene Ontology annotation, molecular function: GTPase activity; GTP binding; GDP binding. Gene Ontology annotation, biological process: signal transduction. The record is from RefSeq and is a predicted model, not a curated record. Gene Ontology annotation, cellular component: plasma membrane. Lineage: Eukaryota; Fungi; Ascomycota; Eurotiomycetes; Chaetothyriales; Herpotrichiellaceae. The transcript has 2 exons.